Molecule: messenger RNA, 2862 nt
Organism: Prinia subflava (tawny-flanked prinia)
Lineage: Eukaryota; Metazoa; Chordata; Aves; Passeriformes; Cisticolidae
Gene: KCTD8
Product: potassium channel tetramerization domain containing 8
Exons: 2
Coding region: 54-1130 (358 amino acids)
Biological process (GO): protein homooligomerization; regulation of G protein-coupled receptor signaling pathway
Cellular component (GO): signaling receptor complex
Molecular function (GO): protein binding
Source: RefSeq, a predicted model, not a curated record
AGGCCGGCUUUUUUAGGAGGGAGACCCUCCUUCGCGGCCGCCCGCUCGCAGCCAUGGCUUUGAAGGAGGCGGGCGGCAGCAUCCUGCCCAUCAGCGACAUGGUGUCGGGGCCGUCGGGCUCGCCGUUCCCCGAGGUGGUGGAGCUGAACGUGGGGGGCCAGGUGUACGUGACGAGGCACUCCACGCUGCUCAGCGUCCCGGACAGCACGCUGGCCACCAUGUUCUCCCCGUGCCGGGGCGGCCCCGCGGCGGCCCGCCAGCUGCCCAGGGACAGCCGGGCGCGCUUCUUCAUUGACCGCGACGGCUUCCUCUUCAGGUACGUGCUGGAUUACCUGCGGGACAAGCAGCUGGCGCUGCCUGAGCACUUCCCCGAGAAGGAACGGCUCCUGCGGGAGGCCGAGUACUUCCAGCUGGGCGACCUGGUGAAGCUGCUGUCGCCCAAGGUCACCAAGCAGAGCUCGCUCAACGACGAGGGCUGCCAGAGCGACCUGGAGGAUAGCAACUCGCAGGGCAGCAGCGACCGGCUUCAGCGGGCGGCGCUGGACAAGCGCUCGGGCUUCCUCACCGUGGGCUACCGCGGCUCCUACACCACGGUGCGGGACAACCAGGCGGACGCCAAGUUCCGCCGCGUCGCCCGCAUCAUGGUGUGCGGUAGGAUCGCCCUGGCCAAGGAGGUCUUCGGAGAAACCCUCAACGAGAGCCGCGACCCCGACCGGCCCCCCGAGAAGUACACCUCCCGCUUCUACCUCAAAUUCACCUACCUGGAGCAAGCCUUCGACCGGCUCUCCGAGGCGGGCUUCCACAUGGUGGCUUGCAACUCCACCGGCACCGCCGCCUUCAUCAACCAGUACAGGGACGACAAGAUCUGGAGCAGCUACACGGAGUACAUCUUCUUCAUGAGCGCACUGCGCCUGGGCACGGUCCCCGUGAGGAUAGGGGCAGCGAGGGCACAGCCAACUUCCCAAGGAGCAAGAAAGAGUCUGGCUCCAAGGUGGACGAAAAUUGGAAAAGAGAAAAUAAACCACUCCAUAGGCAUUACACAGCUCCUAAGCAGCUUCGCUGGUUGGCUGUGGGUAGCCCUAAAGGUUUCGGGUCACUCGCAGAUAGGAAAACCGGGCGAUGACGAAUGAGUUUCAAUCUGGCAAAGUAUGCUGUGCUAUGUAGGGCACUGACUGAGCAGCGGGUUCGGGUAGUGAAACCGCAGCUGGAUGGAGAACACCAUCCCCUGGCAGAGCUUUGUCUUUGAAAGGCAGAGGCAGCCUUAAACAUUACAGAUGUGUUUGAGAGUCGAGCGAGCCGGCGGAAGAGAGAGGUGUUGUGCAUUCACUUCUUGUCCUGCCCCUGUGUGGUCUCAAGCUCCCUGAGCAAAGAAGGGAGGAAUUGGCAGAGCAUCUGCCUGCCUCUGUGGUGAGGUGGGAAAUGCAGCCUCUAACUUCACCAGUAAGGCGGCUGAACAGAAGCAACUUGUUUGCCCUGCAAAACUGGACUUAGGCACGGUAUUUAAUAGAGGAGGGAAAUGUGAACGGUUUUCUACUGGGAGGAGAAAUUUAUUAGUUUAUAUUGCUCUAUAUUGUAUAGGUGGUGACUUCCAUUUGCUGAGCAGACUUGAGUACUCAGAUCAAUCUUUGAAACUGGAUUAAAACAGAUUUUGAAGAUUCAUUGCAUAACUUACCAGUGGUCAUAUUUCAAUAGGAUAUGCGAAAACUGAGCUCUAGAGGAGCUUCACAUUCUCCUGGGUGGAAUUCUGUCAUGUAUUUUAUAUGAUUAUUAAACCUUCUUUCUCAGAAAAUUUGACAUAAUUAUUUUCUAAAUAGUAAAAUUUUCUACUUGAAAUAGUAUGUACCAUUUGCUUAGAAAUAGAUUUUUAGGUGCAUAAUUUUUUGUGUGCAUUUGUGAUGCUCAUAGUGUCUUGGUUAUUUUUUGUGUAUAUGUUAACAUGAGGUUGCUGUAUAGUACAGUCCUCUAAUUCACAUCAAUGUUCCAAAUUAAUCCCCAGUGUAAUACCACUGAUUUAUUUGGAAUAAUGCCAGGAAUGAACUGAAUGUUGUAUGUCAUGGUUUUUGUUUUGGUUUUUAGUCUUCAAGCUUCUGAUGUUGUGAAAAAUAAAAUAGUUAAUUACUUGAAUCGAUACAGUUAACUGAAAAUUUAUGAUUUUGUUAAAUUUUUAGGUGAGGGUUUUGUUUUUACUUCUAAAUGCAAAAAAAAAAAAUGGCUAAGAUAAAAAUGGGCUGGAAAGAUGUUGAGCAUAUUUUAAUUUUGGUUGCUUGUUAUGCAUUUAGAAACUUUUUUGUAUAAUGACUUUAUACCUUAUGACCAGACACAUUUCUCUGAAAUAUUGCAAGGUGGAAACAACACUUAAGAAAAUCACCAAAAUUGGAAGAGAAACAUGUGAAACAGUGCCUGAAGUAAAUGCUUUAGGUUUUUUGCUGUCCUUUUUUUUUUCAGUCUGACUAAAUGUCCAAGUGAUGGAGACUGUUGAUUAAACAACACUUUAUUAUAAUAAAUAAUUAUAAUAUGCCCUGAAUGGAUUGUGUAUGUGCUGCUGCCUUGCCUGACAGCUGCACAAGGAUCUAGCAAAGGGAGAGUGAACCUUGGAAGCGUUGUGCUCUGCACCAAGAGCAAGAAAAGGGAUCAGGACUACUGGCUGUAAGCUCUCCAACAGCAUUCACCAGGGCCCUGUUCCUUCCUUGCUCAUCAGCAGAGCUGAAUACACAAGGAGAAGAGCAGUCACUUUUCAAUUUAUUCCUUGCUGAAUGUCCCCAUGAACCCCAGGAAGGAAGCAGUUUUAGGUGGGAAGUUGCUCAUUUCAAGAGCUCUCUUGUCCAACCCUGGACUGUGUUUUACAUGCAAAAAAAAAAGUCA